Eleginops maclovinus (Patagonian blennie) is the source of this 1450-nucleotide messenger RNA. Its product is annotated as heme-binding protein 1-like. Bases 282 to 857 code for a protein of 191 amino acids. The record is from RefSeq and is a predicted model, not a curated record. NCBI's taxonomy places the organism in Eukaryota, Metazoa, Chordata, Actinopteri, Perciformes, Eleginopidae. Gene Ontology annotation, molecular function: heme binding. The transcript is spliced from 4 exons.
UCAUCUCUGCUGGAGGAGUCAGCAUCUCAGAGUAACUUCUCUUCGAGAGGAAAUAAAAGCAUCUGUUGGGAGCUCACUGGAGACCAGGCGCGCGCACUUUACGCAUUCGGGCAUCUGUAUUCUGAUACCGCGUGUUUAUCUAGGGGUUUUUAAAGAAUUGCACGACCACAUUAAGGAGUAUUCGGAGAGUAAAAGGUUUGCAGGAAAAGCUACAAGGACGAUAAAUAAGGAGGAUAAACAAGAAGCCAACAAAAAGGAACGGAGAGGGGAGAGGGGACGACAUGUUUGGCAUGAUGAAGAACUCGCUGUUCGGAAACACCGAGGAGACGGAAUAUAAACUGCUGAGCAGCGAGACCAAGGAUGGAGUUAGCUUCGAGGUGCGGCGGUACGAUGGCGCCAAAUACGCCGUGGUGUCCUCUGAAGGGCGGACCUUCGACCAGGUGACCGGGGAGCUGGUGAGGAAGCUGCUCAUGUACAUCGGAGGGAGCAACGAACAAGGUGUGGCCAUGGGAACAGCGGCUCCCAUCAUCGUCACAGUGUACCCGAGAAAUGACGGCGUUCUGUCUCGCCGUUUGGUGGUCGCCAUUAGAAUCCCCACCAGCUACCAGCAGGAGCACCCGACUCCCAGCGACAGCACCAUCACUAUCGAGGACCGGCCCGGCAUGACCGUCUACGCUCUGCAGUUCGGAGGCUUCGCCGGGGAGAGCGAGUACCGAGCGGAGGCCCUGCGUCUGACUCGUACUCUGGGUGAGACGGCUCCCUUCCAGCGUAAGCAGUACUUCUGCUGCAGCUACGACCCCCCACUGAAGCCUUACGGACGCCGUAACGAGGUGUGGUUUCUACAGGAGGAGCCCUAGGACACAAUCAAUCCAAACUGAGUCAAAUCUGAUGCUGAAUCCUUCAUUUAACCCGUUCACUGCUGACAAUCCUGUAGCUCUAACAGUAUUUGAUUGGUAAGAGCACUUGAUAGACCUUGUUAAUAAUUUAAUCUGCAUUUCAAUUCAACCGAAUGGAGGUUCCGUCCUUUUAGAGUAACACGUUUGUCAAUGAAGCCCCUGUAAAGCUCUCAUCUCGCUAAAGAAGAAACUGUAGGGUUUGCACAUCUUUCAUUUGGUUAACAGUGUUGAACGGCAACAGAGAUUAUAUAUAGCACUAUAGAAGAUUAAGUACAUGGGAGUAAAAAGCACACUUCCUUUUCCUGAGUAAGGAUUUGGAAAGAAAUAGGAUUUGAGCCAUAAAGUAGAUCUAGUCUUUAUGAACUGAGUGGACAUUAGCUAGCUAGCUAUAAAUGUUGUUAUGAACUCUGUGAUCAGAUCCAGGAAGCGUUUAUGUGUUGUGAAUAUUUUGUGUUUAGUGCAUGACGAUGCCAUCUUUAUUUAUUGUGUAAAGCGAAACACCUGUACCGUGUGAUUUACCUGUGAUAAGUGAAUAUAAUGUCCAGGUUUGAUAG